This is a messenger RNA of Drosophila bipectinata, 897 nucleotides long. RefSeq lists its product as uncharacterized. Gene Ontology annotation, cellular component: nuclear body. Lineage: Eukaryota; Metazoa; Arthropoda; Insecta; Diptera; Drosophilidae. Gene Ontology annotation, biological process: positive regulation of DNA-templated transcription. The record is from RefSeq and is a predicted model, not a curated record.
UCUAUAUAUAUAUAUAAUCGAUACAGAAAUAACAGCUGUUUUGGAUCAUUUGAUACAUUUUCAUAAUGAAAGGAAAAAUUUCGGAUUGCAAAAUGGAUUUUAAACAAACAAAGGAAGACAGAAAGUGGACGGACGACAACACUUUUCUGAUGUUGUCGCUAUAUUCUGAAAGAAAGAACAAGUUUCGGAAGGGUAAAAAAAACAAAUGGAUAUGGGAGGAAAUCGCCAACGAACUGAAGCACCAUGGAAUGGAUAUCGACACCGUGCAACUGGAUCGAAAAUUUAGAAACCUUAAGAAAACCUAUGAAUACGUUCAGAAAAGGCAGAAAGGGAACAAAAGACCGCAUGAUGUAAAAUGGCGAUUCUACAACGAGAUGGAGGGCCUGCUGCAGGUUGACCCAGAAGCUGAGGAAGAGGAGAAUGAGGAAUCGGAGUCGUCCUAUAGUCAUUUGCCUAGCAUGGAAUGCUCUAAAGAAGAGCCCAUGAGCCCCCCUCCACCUAUACGCAUACGUCUAGCUCCUCAAAGAAAACCCCAACGUCUCAAUAGAACGUUUCCGGAUGAAUCGCUUUGCCAAGAAGAAGAAGGUCAAUCUUGCAGAGAUGAGAUAUCCAUCGACACGCGAGAAGAGGCCUUGAGACACUUGCGGGCACUUCAGGAAUACGCCAUGAUCCAGGAUAACUUCCGGGCCAUUGGGCUUCUAAUGCAGGCAGAACAGGCCAUCGAGUACCCGCCUAGCAGUAAAGAUUUUGAAGCAUAGUCAAUACAAAAUAGAAAUUUUAAUUUAUUUAGAGAUAUUUAAUUAUACCCUUAUGUAUUGUAUAAAGCUGAUCAAUGUAAACUUUUUGUAUUUUAGUAACGACUUUAAUAAAAUCAAGAUUGACUAUUUUAAAAUUAAA